This is a messenger RNA of Quercus lobata, 2959 nucleotides long. RefSeq names its product putative leucine-rich repeat receptor-like serine/threonine-protein kinase At2g24130. NCBI's taxonomy places the organism in Eukaryota, Viridiplantae, Streptophyta, Magnoliopsida, Fagales, Fagaceae. The coding region runs from base 1 to 2901 and encodes 966 amino acids. The transcript is spliced from 2 exons. Gene Ontology annotation, molecular function: protein kinase activity; ATP binding; protein binding. The record is from RefSeq and is a predicted model, not a curated record. Gene Ontology annotation, biological process: protein phosphorylation.
AUGAUCUUCAUCGAAACCUUAAUUUUUCUUCUACUACAACAUUUGGCUUUGACAUCUAGUUAUAAAUUGUUAGGCCAUCACAACCCCCCUCACCACUCUCUGCAUACAGAUAAGGCUGCUCUCAUGGCAUUCAAAAAAACUGUAAUACAUGAUCCCAAUUCCGCACUUGCUAACUGGGAUGCGGCUGUUGAUGUGUGCAACUUCACGGGUGUGACGUGCGACAAACAACAUCACCGUGUAGCACAACUCAGUCUGAAUAAAACUGAACUCGUCGGGCUGCUUUCCCCCAUCCUUUCCAAUCUCACUGGCCUUCGUAUACUAGUGAUUGUUGGCAAUCACUUGUUCGGAAAAAUUCCACCUGAAUUUUGCUACCUUCGAUGUCUCCACCGUCUCCAUAUUGAGGGGAACAAUCUACAUGGUUCAAUACCAGACUCCUUUGCCCUUCUUUCCAAACUUACUAGACUACUUCUUAACCAAAACAAUUUAAGCGGUACACUUCCACCUUCCUUGUUCUCCAACUGCACUUUGUUACAUAACAUAGACUUCUCCAACAACUUCCUCACAGGUGAAAUUCCAAUAGAGAUUGGAAAUUGUCAAGCUCUAUGGAACCUCAAUUUAUACAGCAAUCAAUUAACUAGACAAAUUCCUCUCUCUUUAGCAAAUGCUUCAAAGCUGUACAACAUAGAUGUGGAGUACAAUUUUCUUUUUGGUGAACUGCCUUCAAAGCUUGUUGGGAAUCUUCCUGAACUUGCCUUUCUUCACUUAUCAUAUAAUAAAAUGGUAAGCCAUGACAACAACACCAAUCUUGAUCCAUUCUUCAUUGCACUUGGAAACUGCACUAAGCUACUGGAGCUUGAAUUGGCUGGCAUGGGCCUUGGGGGAAGAUUGCCUAGUUCCAUUGGCCAACUUGGUGUCCAGCUAAACUAUUUGUUACUGCAGGAAAACCAAAUCUUUGGAUCAAUUCCUCCAAAUUUAGCAAAUCUUUCUAACCUUUUAGUCCUGAAUUUGACAUACAAUCUUCUAAAUGGAAGGAUACCUUCAGAGAUGAGUCAGUUAUCAAGCUUACAACAACUUUUCUUAUCACACAACCUUUUCACCAGUGCCAUUCCUCCAGUACUAGGCAACUUAUCUUCUCACCUGGGUCUGCUAGAUCUAUCACACAACAAAUUCUCUGGUGAAAUCCCAGCAAUUCUAGGAAAUUUGGUUCGAAUAAAUUACCUGUUUCUGAACAACAACCUUCUCUCAGGAAUGAUACCUCCAACUUUGGGACAGUGCAUAGAUCUGAAUGAGCUUGACUUGUCAUAUAAUAGACUGACAGGGAGCAUCCCCCCAGAAUUGGCAGGUAUGCGCGAGAUCAGAAUUUUUAUUAAUCUUUCACAUAAUCAUCUCGAAGGGCCUUUGCCAAUCGAGCUCAGCAAGCUAGCAAAUGUGCAAGAGAUGGAUCUCUCUUCAAAUAAACUUACUGGAAGUAUCUUUCCUCAGAUAUCAAGUUGCAUUGCAUUGAGAAUGAUAAAUUUCUCAAACAACUCUCUGGAGGGGCAUCUUCCAGAAUCCUUAGGGGAACUUAAAAAUCUUGAAUCCUUUGAUGUCUCACGAAACCAAUUAUCUGGAAUGAUUCCAAUGAGCCUCAAUAAAACUCACUCACUCACCUAUCUAAAUCUUUCACUGAACAACUUUGAGGGAUUGAUUCCCACUGGUGGCAUCUUUGACUCAGUAACAAACUUGUCAUUCUUGGACAAUCACCGACUUUGCAGGGCACUCUCCAGCAAAAUUCCUGGCAUUCCAUUUUGCUCUCAAAAGAGACGCUGGUUUCAUUCCCGUGUGUUCUUGAUUAUAUUCAUAUUGGUCAUUUUCAUAACAGCAUUCUUAACAUUAAUAUGCUGUGUGAUUGGAUUUCGUCAUGUUAGUGUAAUUAUUCACUCUCGGAAGGCUAGAGAAGUCAGAAAACCAACUACACCAGAACUAAUCCACAAUAUUCCAAGAAUUACCUAUAAAGAACUAUCAGAUGCAACCUCAGGAUUUGAUGAUCAGAGACUAGUUGGGUCCGGUAGCUUUGGACGUGUCUAUAGGGGAGUUCUUCCAGAUGGUACAGCCAUUGCAGUCAAGGUGCUACAUUUGCAAUCUGGAAACUCAACAAAGAGUUUUAACAGGGAAUGCCAAGUCUUAAAGAGGAUUCGUCAUAGAAACCUGAUAAGGAUUAUAACAGCAUGCAGUCUACCUGAUUUUAAGGCUCUUGUUCUUCCUUAUAUGGCAAAUGGGAGCUUGGAUUGCUGUCUUUAUCUGCACUCAGACACUGGUUUGCGUUCAGGUUCAUCAGAUUUGAGUCUUAUCCAGAGGGUCAACAUUUGCAGCGAUAUUGCUGAAGGGAUGGCCUAUCUGCAUCAUCAUUCCCCUGUCAAAGUCAUACACUGUGAUCUAAAGCCAAGCAAUGUUCUUCUCAAUGAUGACAUGACGGCUCUAGUUUCUGAUUUUGGGAUCGCAAAGUUAGUUAUGACAGCUGGAGGGGGAAAUGGUGCUGCUGCUGAAAUGGGAAAUUCUACUGCAAAUUUGUUAUGUGGAUCUAUUGGAUACAUUGCACCGGAUGACAUGUUUGUUGGCGGGCUAAGCCUGCACAGAUGGGUGAAGAGUCACUAUCAUGGAAGGAUAGAAAGGGUGAUAGAUCCUUCUUUGGUAAGAGCUUCCAGAGAUCAAUCCCCUGAAGUAUUGAAAAUGUGGGAAGUUGCAAUUGUAGAAUUGAUUGAGUUGGGCAUCCUUUGCACACAGGACUCUCCAUCUACUAGGCCUUCUAUGCUUGAUGCAGCCGAUGAUUUAGAUCGCCUCAAGAGAUACCUUUGUGGGGAUACUACAGCAACCUUCGCCUCCUCUCUUGGAAUUUCAUCUUCUACCCUAGGCGAUGACUAACAGUUCCUCUAUAUAUAUAUGUACUUUCAUGGAAAUGCCAUUUAUUUUCUGAUCUAGA